AUGGUACAUGCUCGCGAUGAAAUCAGAAGGAAAUUGGAGCAAAUUACGGCUCGAUUGAACCCGCCUGUGGUCCCUUCUUCUACAGCCAACGACCAGAAGUCCACAUCAGUAUGUAGAGUGUCACCGUUAGCCGGUGGAUUCGCCUUCGUUCGUCGAUUUCAUGCCACUCAGCCUGAUGUCAAUGAUCCCGAUAACUUCCUCGUUGAAAUGAUUUGGAGUGAUGGUGAGCGCACUUUUGUUGGGCGAACUCGGAACGAUAUCAACACGCUGCACCAUCGUCUCCUUGAUAUGUUUGGUGAAGAACGGCGAGAAAUGAAGCACACUCAGGAUGCAGAGACAGAACGCCCAGAAUCUGCAUCAUCUUCGCGUACCCCGUCGCCCACGGCGACUGACUCCAAUGCUACCCCUACUCCUGCUUUAGGAACGUCUGCAUUACGGAUAUUACCGUAUUUCUCAAUGGAUUGCUCACCUGCUGCUGUUAUUCAAUACAUAAAUGCACUAUCGGACUUGCCGGCAAGAAUGAUGCUGAGCUCCGUCAUUUAUGAGCAGUUUUUCGCUUCAAGGCUAAGCUCCGAGGAACUU
Messenger RNA from Cooperia oncophora, 582 nucleotides. Lineage: Eukaryota; Metazoa; Nematoda; Chromadorea; Rhabditida; Trichostrongylidae. The record is from the annotation of a GenBank genome assembly.